This is a messenger RNA of Photinus pyralis (common eastern firefly), 2100 nucleotides long. RefSeq lists its product as uncharacterized. NCBI's taxonomy places the organism in Eukaryota, Metazoa, Arthropoda, Insecta, Coleoptera, Lampyridae. Gene Ontology annotation, molecular function: protein binding. The record is from RefSeq and is a predicted model, not a curated record. The transcript has 7 exons. Gene Ontology annotation, biological process: regulation of transcription by RNA polymerase II. Gene Ontology annotation, cellular component: nucleus. Bases 219 to 1937 code for a protein of 572 amino acids.
UAAACUCGGCGCACGAGAAUGUAAAUGUUAAUUCAGCCCACAUGCCCCAUUUGCACGUCGCCGUGUGCAAUCAAUAAAAUGCCCCGGCUUAAUUUUUUUUCCAUCCGCAAAUUUUUCCCCAUCAAUUCCCCCCCGACAUGUAUAGCCAAAUAUCGACGAGAGAAAUGGGAAACGGCCCUUACGGCGCGGCGCCGACAAACGGUAAAGUGACGAACUGAAUGUUUUUAAAAGGACCAUAUAUACACACGCUUUAUUCCAGUUCCGUUUUAGCAGGGAGACGGUCCCAUUUUCGAAAGAUCGGACGGUUAGUGGCGAAACGAGAGAGUUUCGAUUAUCGCACCGGCGAAAUGAACGACAACGUGGAAAUAAUUCGUUCGAAUAAAGGCGGAUUGAAGUUGAUUCAUCGGGGGUACAUGUACACGGUGCACAAGAAGCGACAAGGGGGUGGAAUCCGUUGGCGUUGCACGCAGAGAAGUCUGCACUGCAAGGGCAGCAUAUCAACCGGCAACGGCCCUCCGACGGUCAACAUGCCCCACAAUCACAUUCCGGACCCGCACUCGGUCGCAUUGGCGCGCUGCAGGCAGGUGGAGGAGUUUCCCGAUAUCACGUCGAUGCUCGAGACGGAAUGCGAGGAUGUAAAAGAUAACAUUCAAAGGAUGGUAUACAGCGCCCCCCAUGUGCAAAUACCAACAACAUCCGAUGGGGCAUUACAAAGUCAGCCACUCUCACCGACGAAACUGAAAGUUCUACGUCAAAACAGCAGUAAGUGCUACCUGAAUAAGUCAGUAUCGGAAUCCGUGUCCCACCUUCCACCCGAAGAGGUUUGCUUACGGUGGAACAGUCACCACUCUAACAUGCAGAGCAGUUUUCCCAGGCUACUCGAGAAGGAGCAGUACGUCGAUGUCACACUAAUAGCGGAUGGCCAGUCACUUAAGUGUCAUCGGAUGAUCCUGUCUUCGUGCAGUGCGUACUUUGAAGAUAUCUUAAGCGACAUUACUCCGACACAGCAUCCGGUAAUAAUCCUGAAGAGCACGCCAUAUUGGAUCUUGAGGGCGCUAAUCGACUUCAUGUACGCUGGCGAAGUGAACAUCGACCAGAAUCGGCUUCCAGAACUGCUUGAUGUCGCCGAGCUUUUGAAGAUCAAAGGCUUGGCGGGCAAAAACAGCGCCGACCAAGACCAGCCGAUCAAGCAAGAGGACUUGCAGGAGUCGAUCGUGAAGGAGGACGUCGUGAAAAGUAGCUCGCCGACCAAGGCGGAGGACGCGCCGAUUAGUGACCCCUUGGAGUUGCUGCAGCCGAAAUUUUUGGACGAUCCCAUCAUGAAGAACAAAGAUAAGUCGCUACCGAGGAAGAUCUUCACCAAGAAAAUUCGAAAAAGGAAGGCGUCGGACGGCGAAACUGCCUCUCCCCCUCUUUUCCCAAUGAGGCGUGGCACUCGCUCCAGACCGAACGUCAAGGUUCCAAGAUACUACGACUACGAAGAUAUCGUCAAACCGUCAACGUCAGACUCGCAACCGGAAUCUCCAGGCGUCACAAUCAAAAGCGAGCCGCUCGACAUCGACGAACACGAGCCGACGUUCCUCGCCGAGAACUCGGACGGCAAAGCUACCGUCACCGCCAAACCGAAAGCGAUCGAGAAAAAGCCGAUCAAAACCGAGGAACUGAAACCGGAACAGUUGUACAAAAUCAAAAUUAAAUGUCUCGCGAGCCUCUCCGAGAGUUCGGCGAACGAGCGCGAGCAGAACGAUUCGGAUCCGCUCGACAUCGACGCAGACACGAAAAACAACGACAUUCUAAGCGCGCUGGAGAUCAUCAAAAUAGACUGCAGUGCGCAUACUCAACCGAAGACGGCCGAAAGUGAGAAACCGACCGCCGUUGAGAUCGUCAGUUCGACGCCGGUCGUAGACGAAUCGGAAAAAGAGGCCGAGGAGAAGUGAAUGAAGCGCUCAAUCUUAAUGUUUUCCUUAUUGGUUUAGUUUAAUCAUUCUUCGUUACCAAGAUAGUGAUCGAGUUCGACUGGAAUUAAUGUUUAAGUUCUUAUGAUUGUGAUAUUUAGGAUUUUUCGUUUUGUUUGUCUUUAUAUUAAAGGUGUGAACCCGA